Homalodisca vitripennis (glassy-winged sharpshooter) is the source of this 1006-nucleotide messenger RNA. Its product is annotated as doublesex- and mab-3-related transcription factor 2-like. Gene Ontology annotation, cellular component: nucleus. The transcript has 3 exons. Gene Ontology annotation, biological process: regulation of transcription by RNA polymerase II; sex differentiation. Gene Ontology annotation, molecular function: RNA polymerase II cis-regulatory region sequence-specific DNA binding; DNA-binding transcription factor activity, RNA polymerase II-specific. The record is from RefSeq and is a predicted model, not a curated record. Lineage: Eukaryota; Metazoa; Arthropoda; Insecta; Hemiptera; Cicadellidae. Bases 1 to 594 code for a protein of 197 amino acids.
AUGGUCGGGUCAGUAGCUAUGGGCGGCCGUAGUCCCAAGUGUGUGCGAUGUCGCAACCACGGCGUCAUCAGCAGUCUGCGCGGCCACAAGAGGGUGUGUCGGUGGCGUGGUUGUGCGUGUGUGAGCUGUCAGCUGGUGUUCACCCGCCACAGGAUGUUAGCGGCACAACUCGCCCUCAGGAGGCAAAAACAGAAUGUUAGAAGUCAAGAAUGGCUUCUUCGCAGUUCUCAGCAGUUAGUUGCAGACAGCAGACACUAUCAAAUGCAGCUUAAAGUGUUGCAACAAAACUUCCUAACGUGUAGUCAGAGAAUGGACGGACAGAUGGCACCGAUGUUAUCUACCAGUCUCAGUGAAAGACUGCGCAGGCGACGCGCUUUCUGUGAUAAUCAGCUUGACUUCGCUCCCUCUCCUGAGGAGAUGUUAGUGACGUCACUGGUACAACGCUUAGAAUCCAUGACGUCACACCUCCCGCUGCUGUUUUCACCAUCAACUCCAUCUUUGGUCAACACUAAUCAAGUGCACAGCGUACACCUGCAUGAACCGACAUCUGAACCAUGGGAUGGCAGGUUGCAAGAAAAACGAAAAUUUGUUUGAUAUAACUAAUCAUAUUUGUACUAUACAUAUGUUCCUGAUAUCAUCGUUUAAAUUUAUUAUAAAUAAUAUGAAGAUUGUUUAAAUUACUUAUAUUUGGAAAACUAACUCAGAAUUAUAUAAUUUUUACCCAACUAUUUGGAGAACAGAUUGUUGAGAAUAUGUAUUAUCUUCAAAAAAUACAGACUAUAAUGAAAGGUUUUCCAUUAGUAAACUGUGUGUUUCAAAAACUUGUUGCAAUUACUUAUAUCCUUUAAUUACAAUAAAUGUAUUAUGAAUAACCCGAACAUUGUUUAAAUUACUUAUAUUUGGAAAACUAACUCAGAAUUAUAUAAUUUUUACCCAACUAUUUGGAGAACAGAUUGUUGAGAAUAUUUAUUAUCUUCAAAAAAUACAGACUAUAAUGAAAGGUUUU